AUGGAGCUACCUAUGGUAAAAGAAGACAUUCCACCUGAUGAUGAAGGCUGGCUUUGUCCUGGUUACGAUUGCAAAGUUGACUAUAUUGACUUGCUUAAUAAUCUUCAAGGAAAAGACCUUUCCAUCGCUGACAGCUGGGAGAAACUAGAUGAUAUCUCUGGACUUCCAUCGGAUGACUCGGAGAAUGGCCUGCCUGACAUACCUUGUCCGAAUGAAGUUUCUGCUAAGCAUUUAGGUGAAGAAAUUUCUUCGCUUGAGAAUGAUUUGAUAAAAGCAUUACCUGAAGAAGCUGAGAAUGAGAGGAUGCAUCUGAUGACUAUGGUGGAGCUAGUACAACCUAAAUGGUAUGAGAGGUUGUUAGUUAUUGCCGUGCAGGGAGCAUUUUUCAAUUUCUACUUUGUGCUUUACUUGUUGUUCCCCAAGCUUGCACACAGAGUUGUUGGUCAUUUGGAAGAGGAGGAUAUACACUCAUAUACUUUGUAUCUUAAUGAUAUCGAUCAUGGUGAAAUUGAAAAUGUCCCUGCUCCCGCGAUAGCAAUUGACUACUGGAGAAUGCCUAAGGAUGCGACUCUAAAGGAUGUUGAUAAAGCUUAUCAUAGAGACGUUAAUCAUUUCGCAUCUCCAUGGGAGAUAUAUCAGGCUGACUUGUGCCCAAGAAAUUCCUUGAUAAGGUUGCUUAUUGGUCAGUGA
Molecule: messenger RNA, 690 nt
Organism: Capsicum annuum
Lineage: Eukaryota; Viridiplantae; Streptophyta; Magnoliopsida; Solanales; Solanaceae
Product: ubiquinol oxidase, mitochondrial-like
Exons: 3
Coding region: 1-690 (229 amino acids)
Biological process (GO): alternative respiration
Cellular component (GO): mitochondrion
Molecular function (GO): alternative oxidase activity
Source: RefSeq, a predicted model, not a curated record